Messenger RNA from Penicillium mononematosum, 792 nucleotides. RefSeq names its product putative cell wall protein (gene midA). The coding region runs from base 1 to 792 and encodes 263 amino acids. The record is from RefSeq and is a predicted model, not a curated record. The transcript has a single exon. Lineage: Eukaryota; Fungi; Ascomycota; Eurotiomycetes; Eurotiales; Aspergillaceae.
AUGCGUCUAUCCAGCCUCUCGCUCUUCAUACAGGCUCUGCUGUUGACUGCGGUCGCAGCCCAGAGUGCUGGUGUCUCCAACAUCGUGUCCGAUCUCACCACUCAGACCACUUCCUCCUCCACUUCAGAAGCGCCUGAAACAACACCAACGACUUCAUCAACUUCCACAUCCUCUAAAGAGACCUCUACAAAAGAGUCAACUACCAGCACUGAGCCUACUACCACGACUUCUUCCACCACCGACCCUACUACCACCGACCCUACCACUUCAGCAUCGCCCUCUUCCACUCCCGAACCCACCGUCCCUUCAACCACUUCCAACACUGAGCCCACCUCCGCACCAGGUACUGAUGGCGAUAGCACCACUUCGUCCAGGAGCACCACGACUACCCAGACCCCGGUUGUGAAGACCAUCACUUCCUACGCGACCAGUGAUGGAUCCACCGUCGCCAACGUGAUGACCACGACCUCCACUCCCGUUGCCGAACCUUCUCUUAAUGCCGAUAAGGGCUCCGGUUCUAGCGGUGUGUCUUCUUCGGACAAGAAGAUCAUCAUCGGUGUCGUGGUGGGUGUCGGUGGUGCUAUCCUUAUCGGUGCCUUGGGCUUGGUCUUCUGGAGAAUCCACAAGAAGCGCAAUGAGCAAUUCGGCGAUGAGGACGAUCUGAUGGGUGGCACCGCUGUGGGCUCCGGUCCUCGCGAGAAGGCCCCCAGUCCGGCCGGCAACACCCCCUUCAAGAACACACUAGACCAGUAUCACAACCCUGGUCCUGUCAACGCGGCGUCCAACUUCUAA